AUGUCGAAGAGUAGGAUACCUCCGUUAAAAAAGUUGUCCCUCCCUAGGUUGGAAUUGAUGGGGGCUGUAGUUGCAGCUAGGUUAGGAAAAUAUUUAUUGAAAAUAUUUCAGGAUUUGGUAGGUAGGUUAGUUCUGUGGACGGACUCCGAAAUUUGCUUGUGGUGGAUAAAGGGGUCAGCGCGUGAGUGGAAACAGUUCGUGUCGAAUAGAGUUGCAGAAAUACAAGACUGUACCUCGCCUGAUAAGUGGAAAUAUUGUCCAGGGUCGGAAAACCCAGCAGAUAAAUUAACUCGUGGUGAAACAGCAAAUGCAUUGGUGAAAGAUACUAACUGGUGGCAUGGUCCAUCAUGGUUGAAAGAUUCUGAAGAUCAAUGGCCUGAGCAGAAGUUUAAAGUAGAAACUGAUUCUCAAAAUUUGGAACGUUUAAGCACUUAUGUUCAAGUGACUAUUCCAGAAGAAGAAAAUGCGUUAGACAUUACCAAAUUCAGCAGUCUCGAAAAAUUGUUGAGAGUUACAGCUUGGGUAAAGCGGUUUGUCGCCAAGCUAACAAAACGUGCCUGUGAAGAAGGUCCUCUUACUGUAUUGGAGAUCCAAGAAGCUGAGGAGUACUGGAUAAAACAAGUACAGAGAGCGAAUUACUUUUCGGAUAUUCAACGACUAGAGAGGAAUAAUCUAAUAACACCAGAUUCUAAGCUUUACAGUUUAGCACCAUAUCUGGACAGUAGAGGUAUUUUGCGUGUCAGAGGUCGUUUGGAACAAUCAGAAUUAAUAGAUGACGAAAAACAUCCCAUUAUUCUGCCCAAAACGAAGUUCACCGAACUAGUGAUAUUUAGUGAACACAUAAAAGUAUUCCAUUCAGGAGUCAUGGCAACAUUGUCCAAAGUCAGGAAUAAAUUUUGGAUACCUAAAGGAAGACAAGUAGUAAAGAAAGUUAUUAACGCUUGCCUGGUGUGUAAAAAGUUUGCAGUGAAGCCCGCCAAACAGUUAACGGGUCAGUUACCCAGAGAUCGUUUAGUCCAAAGUAAUCCUUUCACAGUUGCAGGCAUCGACUUAACGGGAGCAGUUACUAUUAGAGAAAAAGCGGAUAACCACAAAAAAGGUGUACAUAGCCUUAUUUACAUGCGCCAUCACUCGUGCUGUACACAUUGA
Stegodyphus dumicola is the source of this 1149-nucleotide messenger RNA. RefSeq lists its product as uncharacterized. The record is from RefSeq and is a predicted model, not a curated record. Lineage: Eukaryota; Metazoa; Arthropoda; Arachnida; Araneae; Eresidae.